This is a messenger RNA of Aegilops tauschii subsp. strangulata, 3568 nucleotides long. NCBI's taxonomy places the organism in Eukaryota, Viridiplantae, Streptophyta, Magnoliopsida, Poales, Poaceae. The record is from RefSeq and is a predicted model, not a curated record.
ACCAGAGAAGUAACCACCGCCAAUGAAGAGAAACGUAGAUAAAAAAGAUCCCACCUGUAGACACAUGAAUGUGGGCGAACGAAGAUAUCCUUUGUGAUCCGUCGGAGAUACACCUUAAUACGUCCUCCGACGCUAGAGGCACCACCAGGACGGGGACUAGACAGGGGGAACCUUAUUCCAUCUUCAGGGAACCACUACCGUCUCGCCUUUCUAAGUAGGACACAAACCUAACCAAACUUAAAAAAAUAAUCUAAAAAUGAAGCUCUCCCGCCGGUAAGGGCCUGGAGGCAGGAAUCCGUCACUUGUUCGCUUAAGACUAGGAUGAACGGGUACGACUCUCAAGAAUAUGUCUCGUAUUUUUUUUCUCUAAACGAAGACAUUAGGAAUCUUAUAUCUUAUAUUUUUAAGAAGUUGGUCCCAAUUCUCUCAACAUGCAAAGUGUCCACCUCAACGUUCCACUAAGCAAUGCAUUUAAGUCUUCUCUUCCACUAAGCCAUGCAAAACCUGCCACAUAAGCACCAAUUCUCUCAACAUGCAAAUUUUCCACCUCAACGUCCCACUAAGCAAUGCAUUUAAGUUUUCUCUCUCAUUAAGCCAUGCAAAAUCUACCACAUAAGUGAGUCUUGCAUUUAACUUAUAAAUUACAAUAUUUUUGCAUUAGUCUAUGCAUGUAAGGUUGUCACAUCAUAUAUUCAUGUUAGUCGUUCUUUACAUUUUUGUUCAAAAUGACCAUUUUAACUGUAAUUAAAAAAUAUCCUAUUUUAAAACAAUUUCUUUUAUUGAUUUUCAAGCUUAUACUUUCUUUUCAUUAGAUUUAGCAACUACUUAUGCAUUUUCUAACAAAGUUACCGCAACAACGCGCGGAGAGAGAGAGAGAGAGAGAGAGAGAGAGAGAGAGAGAGUCACAUCCUCAGUACUCAUGUCCAAUUUUUUCCUCAAUGAAGAAGACACCGGUGUGGACAACUCCAAGGAAUUUUAAACUCACAUUAUGCUACUUAUGUUUCAAAACUAUUUUGCAACAAUAAACUAAUCAGUAUAAUAAAUUUCAUAUAGUUGUAUUUCAUGCUCAUAUUGUUAAUUGUAAUAUUCAAGUUCCACAUAAGCAAGUAUCAUCUAAACAUAUUCUUUUAGUUGCUAAUUGUGCAGUGCAGCACAACGGGUCACCGUCUCACCAUUUUGUGUGCACCUUUUAAGGGCACGUAUCAUCUAAACAUAUUGUCAACCAUUCCUGCAGCAACACGCGGGGAAUUGUCUAGUGGGAAGAAACGAGCGGAUCAUGUCGAGUAGCUAGCGUCAAGCUCGAGUGGUCGCCUUGAAUGUGAGCAAAACAAUAUCCGUACUCACCACAAAAGUCAAUGAAUGAUUCGUGCUGGCUUUGACUUUUGAUAAAUGACAAGUCGCCCUAGUUCAUCAACUCAUCAGCUCAGCUGUAGAGAGACUAUAAUUUGCAUCGCCAGCAGAUCGAUCGAUAUCCAACCAUCAUCAUGUCCUCAGUGCUGCUUCUAAAUCUCUUCCUCAGCACCGUAGCCCUUAACCUAGCAGCCUUGGCUGCCGGAGAAGAUGAGUUCGUCUUCUCCGGCUUCAAGGGAGCAAACAUCACCGUGGACGGCGUCGCCACGGUGACCCGGAACGGCCUUGUCGACCUCACCAACGGCCAGGAGACUCUCAAAGGCCACGCAUUCUACCCUGCCCCGCUACGGUUCCGUGAGUCCCCCAAUGGCACGGCCGUGAAAUCCUUCUCCGUCUCAUUCGUGUUUGCCAUCUACCCCAACUACCGGCCCAGCCAGGGCAUGGCCUUCUUCAUCGCCAAGAGCACCGACUUCUCCUCCGCUCUCCCCACGCAGUGGUUCGGCGUCUUCAACAGCGCCAGCCAGGGGAACGCCAGCAACCACGUCUUCGCCGUCGAGCUGGACACCGUCAACAACAGGGACCUGCACGACAUCGACGCCAACCAUGUCGGGAUCAACGCCAACAGCGUCGUCUCCAACAAGUCCAGCACCGCCGGCUUCUACGACGACGACACCGGCUCCUUCAACGCCUUGAACCUCACCAGCGGCGAGAGGCUGCAGCUCUGGGUAGACUACGAGAGGGAGCCGACACGAAUCAACGUGACCCUGUCUCCUGUUGGCAUGGCCAAACCGGCGAGGCCGCUCGUCUCUGCCAUCUACGACCUCUCGACGGUGAUCACCGAGGACGCGUACCUUGGCUUCGGCUCCUCCGCGGGCAGGGAUGGCAGCCGCCACUACAUCCUUGGCUGGAGCUUCUCUUCAUCAGGAGGACCUGCGCCGGCUAUCGACAUCCGAAAUUUGCCGAGGCUGCCUCGUCUUGGCCCCAAGCCUCGGUCCAAGGUCCUGGAGAUCUUGUUACCAUUAGCAACGGCCACCUCUGUCCUCGCCGUGGGAGUCACCAUUUUCCUGCUCGUGCGAAGGCAUCGGAGGUACGCCGAGCUACGAGAAGAUUGGGAGGUUGAGUUCGGGCCUCACCGGUUCCCAUACAAGGAUCUCUACUACGCCACACAAGGGUUCAGAAACAAGAACCUGCUUGGGGUUGGCGGCUUCGGAAGGGUCUACAAAGGGGUGCUGCCAAAAUCAAAACUUGAGAUAGCCGUCAAGAGGGUGUCCCACGACUCCAAGCAAGGCAUGAAGGAGUUCAUCGCUGAGGUCGUCAGCAUAGGGCGGCUCCAACACCGUAAUCUCGUGCACUUACUCGGCUACUGCCGGCGAAAGGGCCAACUGUUUCUGGUGUACGACUACGUGCCCAACGGAAGCCUUGACAAAUACUUGUAUCAUCAUCGUCAGCGCGACAACAAGCUGCAACCUACUACUCUAUAUUGGGCUCAGAGGUUCAAGAUCAUCAGGGGCGUCGCAUCUGGACUCCUCUACCUUCACGAGGAGUGGGAACAAGUUGUCAUCCACAGAGAUGUCAAGGCAAGCAACGUGCUCCUUGACGCUGAAAUGAAUGCCCGGCUAGGCGAUUUUGGUCUUGCACGGUUGUAUGACCAUGGCAUCGAUCCACAGAGCACGCACGUGGUUGGCACCAUAGGAUACCUAGCUCCUGAGCUAGCAUGCACCGGAAAGGUAACCCCUCUUACCGACGUGUUUGCGUUUGGCAUAUUCAUCCUUGAAGUCGUUUGUGGACAACGGCCAAUCAAGCAAGAUGCACGAGAAAAACAUCCCAUGUUAGUUGAUCGGGUUCUUGAGCACUGGCACAAUGGAUCACUCCUCGACAUGGUGGAUAUUGAACUCCAUGGUGGCUAUGAUGUAAAUGAGGCAUGCUUAGCACUCAAGCUAGGACUACUGUGCUCGCACCCAUUCGUGGACACCAGGCCUACCAUGCGCCAAGUAGUGCAGUACCUUGAUGGUGACCGCAUAACACCAGAACUAUCAUCACCAGUGGACACCAACUUCGAGAUGCUCGCUGCGAUGCAGAACGAAGGUUUUGACCCGUACGUCAUGUCUUAUCCUUCUUCCACGGCAAGCCAUGGCACGACAUCCAUUGUCUCGGGUGGAAGAUGACUCCAUGCCUAGUCCGGCGCCAUUUGGUUCUCGUAAGAUUAGGGGUCUUAUCU